AUGGAAAUAUUGUUUCAAAUGCAGGAUAAUUUAUUAGAUGUUGAAAGUGAAAAUAUUGGUAAACCGGCAGCACUUGCUGUGAAAAAUAAUACCGUAACAUAUGUAUCGAGAUUAGAUGUAGAAAGUACUCGGCAACGUUUAAAAGAAUUUCGUCGACGAACAUUACAAUUAGUUGAUGAAUGUUGGCCAUCAGGUGCUGGAACAAUUAAAGAUGUUGUAAAUUAUAUUGUUGAUAGAAAAAAUUAA
Molecule: messenger RNA, 246 nt
Organism: Rotaria sp. Silwood1
Lineage: Eukaryota; Metazoa; Rotifera; Eurotatoria; Philodinida; Philodinidae
Source: the annotation of a GenBank genome assembly